UACUCUAGGGGUUAUUUCCAAUCAGUGGUUAUCAUUAUAGAUGUAAAACAAAUUGUCGUGUGCUUAUUGUGUAAAUAUUGCGGUAGUGCGGUGCAGUUUAAGAACCCAUGGCUAACGCCGGACUAGUUUUUGUUGUGCAAACAUAAUAUAAUAUGAUGUCCGUGUGCAUCUCGUGACCGUCGGCCCUCGUCAAUCGUCAUUCUUUGCCUACCGUUCGUAGCCUUACUACAUUGACCGCUCCCACCCGACACGCAUUUGAUUUAGUAUUUCGCUGGUGAUUUUAUAUUGCUUGAAAAAACCACCACGAUUCAGAUGCAUUUGCGCAGUAAGACAUUCUGCAGGAUUUGUCUUGUGGAGCCGAAGUCCAACAAACACUUGAUGUUGCUAAACAUUUUUAAAUCUGCUAUUAGAGAUAUACCAUUGACACAACAUUUGAAAGAUCUAUUAGGAAUGGAAAUAAGCUCAAAAGAUAUUAAGCCAAAGACGAUAUGCGGGAAGUGUUUUAUAAAAGUGGCUGAUUUGUAUGAAAAAAAACAAAAUGCGGCCGAUUCUAAAAAAACUAUUAAUUACAUUGUUUCAAAGGAAUCUAAAACAGCAAAUAAAAAGUCAUUCAACAACACGAAAUUAAAAUCAACUCCAAUAAUAGACGAAACAAAAUUAUUACCUGUUAAGAAUAAUACUUUAAAUAAUUUAUUUUAUAUUUAUUUUGUAUUUUUAUUGUUUUUUUUCUUUUUAAUUUUGUAUAUUUUAACAUUUCUCAUUUAAUAUAAC
Molecule: messenger RNA, 771 nt
Organism: Rhopalosiphum padi (bird cherry-oat aphid)
Lineage: Eukaryota; Metazoa; Arthropoda; Insecta; Hemiptera; Aphididae
Exons: 3
Coding region: 313-765 (150 amino acids)
Cellular component (GO): nucleus
Molecular function (GO): zinc ion binding
Source: RefSeq, a predicted model, not a curated record